This is a messenger RNA of Portunus trituberculatus (swimming crab), 5014 nucleotides long. Its product is annotated as flocculation protein FLO11-like. Lineage: Eukaryota; Metazoa; Arthropoda; Malacostraca; Decapoda; Portunidae. The record is from RefSeq and is a predicted model, not a curated record. Gene Ontology annotation, molecular function: zinc ion binding.
GUCGUUUGGCCCUGCCCACACCGUCAGGCAGUUAGGGAGCCACAGUGCCAGUAUCGGUGCCAGCUGCCGCGCGUUGAGGGCCUGGCUGUAGUGGUGGGCGCCCGUGUGACUGUGGCUCUCUCUCUCUCCUCACGUGUGCGGCGCCUUUAGUGAAAAAAAAAACCCUUUUCAAACUAAGCUUCAUCCUUCGUCAGUAGAGUCAGUGCCUUCCAGUUAGUCUGCAGGAGUUCCCCAAGGGUUUGUUUUGGUAUUCAGCGGUUUAUUUGGUGCCUAAGGGAAGGUUCUUGGACUUGUUGUGUGUUUGAAGGCGUUGUCUCCCCAGCGAAGGCGUCUCCUGCUCUGUUCUCUCUCCCCCCGGUGCAAGUCUGCCGUCUCCUCUCCUGAGAUUUUUGAUGGUGUUCCUGCUGCUGGUGCUACUGGAGUGCUGAUCGCUGUCUUGGCUUGUGAUGACCAUGGAGAGAAAGUGAGCGAGUGGGAUAGAGAAAGAGAGAAAGGAGCGACAUGGGAGAAGAAACGAAAUACUGUGGAAAUUGUAAGAGGGAAGUUUCAGCCACCAACUUCACGGUCCACACAGUCCACUGCCAGAGGAACAUUGCCCUGUGUCCUCUGUAAGAGCCCGUGCCACGCUCUACCUUCCAGCAUCACCUGCAAACUGAACACGAGGAGGUGCGGUGUCAGAAAUGCGACGCUGAGAUGGAGCCCGCUAGAGUCUUUGUACAUGAGAAGGAGGAGUGCCCGAAACGCCUCCUCGCCUGCCAGCACUGUGAGUUAGAGGUGCAGGCGAGUGAGCUGCAGAGACAUGUGGAGUACUGCGAGGCGAGGACUGAGCGGUGUAAAGGCUGUACCAAAUAUGUACAAGUCAAGCAUCUGCAGUUUCAUUACGAAAGUGACCACCGCUACCUAAGGCCUGAGGAUAAAGUCGGCGUUAACAGCUCUGACGAUGAGGCGAGUGACGAGUGUCCAAUCUGUCUGGGGCCCUUCACCCUCCCGCUGGCUCUGGAAUGCGGCCACACCUUCUGUAUGGUUUGCGUGAAGGGCAUCGCUAACACCACCAAGAACUGCGCCAUCUGUAGGAGGGACAUCCCCAGAGACAUGCUCAUGGACGUCAGGUUCUGCCGAGAGGAGGAGAUCAUCAAGAACUACGUGAACAAGCCGAGGAAUAAGAAGAACACGCGAAGCCACAGUGUUCCCAACAGAAGCUCAUACAGCGCCACACCCACACGCCGCCUUGUUCACCAUACCACUCAGGACUAUGAUGAUAUGGUGAACGCCCUACUUUCCUCCCGCACCUCCUCCACCUCCUACAGGUACCAGCGCCCCUCCAACACCCACACCCCUCCCUCCUACACCCCCUACUCUUCCACCACCACCUCCACCACCACCUCCUCCUCCUCUUCCUCCUCCUCCUCCUGCCAAGAAUCCUGCCAAGAGUCCUGCAGUGACAAGAAGGAAACCGCUAAUGAUGAUGAUUGUUGCUGCUCCUCCUCCUCCUCCUCCUCCCCUUCCACCCCCUCCUCCUCCUCCUCCCCCUCUUCCACCUCCUCCACCACCACCACCACCACUACCCCCUCCAAACGCGCCCAUACAACCUCCAGCACCACCUCCCACACCCGCCCCUCCACUGCCGCUACUACUACUACUACUACUACUGCAAGAGCAACUACGACUACUACUACUACUACUACAAGGACUGCUACGGUUCCUGCUACCCCGAGAACCACCACAGCCUCUUCCUCAUCCUCUUCCUCCUCCUCGACCCCCUCCUCUACCUCCUCCUCCACCUCCUCCUCUCCCUCCAGUCUGUCCAAUGGUGCUCGUCCACGCAGACCGACAUCCCUCGCUCUGGAAACAAUGUCCACUGUUGGCUCUCUCUCUGCAGCCACCAGUCCUUCCUCCCGCGGUGAAGACUCCACCAGGACGCGCCCCCCGAGGAACGCCACACAGGAACAAUAUGACCGGUGGCUUGCCUUUCAGCUCGCUAAGGCUGAAGACGACUUACCCGCUGCAGAGUUCAAUAGGAAGCACAAACCAGCCUUCAAGCGGUCCCAGUCCAUGCCAGACCGACCAGACACCUCUUCAAGCAGUGAGAGCGAAUCAGACACAGAAAAUUCUCCAAGGCGCAGCACAAGACGCCCUCCAGCCUCCCCAAGGACUCUCCCCUCCUCCUCCUCCUCCUCCUCGGCCUCCUCCUCUUCCAGCACCACGCCCAUUAGCAAGUCCUCCAGUGAGUCUAACGCCACCACGAGCAGCAGCAGCAGCAGCGUGUUGAGUACAGGAGCACGCCCCAAGAACACUCGCCUCAAGAAACGUGUGUCCUUCAGGGAGGAGACGACCCCCGUGCGUCGCGAGGCCCCGGUGCUGCUGCCGUGUGAGUUUUGUGAUGAAAUGUUCUCAGAGCGUGACCUGAUGAGGCACCAGACCAGCUGUGACAAGAACGAGACCCAGCUGCCACGGACCUCCCGCCUCACGCCCCUCUCCACGCCACCCACCAGCCCCUCCUCCAGCGCCUCCUUCAUCCCCUCCACCUCCUCCACCUUCAGUCCAUCUUCCUCCAGCUCCCUCAUCUCUGCUGCCUUAGCCUCGGCUUCCUCUACCGCUGCUGCUUCCUCUUCAUCUGCCACCACCACCUCUUCCACCUCCUCCUCCUCUUCUACUGCAACUUCCUCUUCCUCCUCCUCCUCUGCCUCCGCCGGUACAGUCAGACCCAGGACAGCCGCCCCCCGUCCCUCCGCCGCCGCCUCCGCCAGAAGGUCUAGUGCCGGCACGGAAGCCUCCAGCAGGGCCAGCCCAGCUCCUGCCCCAGCCAGGACCCCCGCUUCGUCCCAGCGCAGGAGCCCCACGCUGAGCCCCCCGCCCCACGCAGGCACGCCGCCCCCAGCCACCAUCACCAUCGUGGACCGCCCCCCGCCCUCCGUAGUGGUGUCAGCAGCCAGCGCCAGGCCCUUCAGCGAGAGCCCCGCUCCCAGCGCCUCCACUAGCAGCGCCUCCGUCUGUACCUCGCCUUCCACCAGCUCCUCCGCCUCCCCAGUGCCCGCCCCCACCUCGGCCCCUGCGGACACGCCCACCACGGACCUGGAGAUGGAGGAGAUGGAGGAGGAGACGCCCUACAUGCGCCCACGCCGCGGCCGCCUCCUGUCCUCCGCCAUUUUCUCCUGGCGCAGCAUCUCGGCCACGGGCGCAGCCUCCCGCAGGGGGUACAUGCGCUCCAACACGGCGCCCCUCGAGGACACGGGCGUUGAUGAGGACGAAGAGACACCCGCGCCGCCAGUCCUCACCAGCCUGUCCGCCACCCAGCUGCCCCCCACGUCCCCGGAACCACAGAGCACCCCUCCUCCUGCCCGCCGGCAAGCCCCGACCCCACCUCCAACCCGCCCCACCCCAGCCUCACCCUCCACCACCCGCCGCCCUGCCCCGUCAUCCCCACCAGCCAGGCCACCGCCCCCAGCCUCACCCCCGCAGUCCCAGGAGCGCCCCGAGGCUGUCUUCGUCAAGAACCCCAACAAGUACCGCGCCCCGCCGCCACCACAACCCCACAGCCCCAGCACAGACCCCCAGCCACCCAACACCCCGCAGCCACAACACACCCCGGCCAACACACAGACACCCCCGCCACAACCCAAAGCAACAACCACAACAACAAAAGCACAAACACAGCAACUCAAAACAUCCUCCACCUCCACCUCCUCCACCUCCUCCACCACUGCCACCUCCUCUGCCUCCUCCUCCUCCACCCGCAAGUCCACCGCCCCCCCGCCCCCCAAGAAGCAAGGGGAGACUAAGGGGUCGACGCAGCAGCUUAAUGGGUUCCGGUUUGACAGUCAGCCCAUGAUGGUUGGUGGCAUAGAAGAUGGGAUCCCGUGUGAGUUUUGCAGUAAAGUGUUGCCGAGCAGCAAGUUUCAAAGCCACCAGACGAUGUGUGAGGCAGCAACACAACCACCCACACUACGCCCAACGUCUCCUGCACCAGCUGAGAGGCCCGCCAGACCCCCCCCGCCCGUGGAAAAGCCCGAAACGAGUAAAGCCAAGAGUCCCAUCCCAGCCAGACACAAGAAGGGCCCAGCUCCCCCGCCCCCGUCAGAGGAGCAGCCCAAGGACGCCCCCAAGCCCGCCAAAGGGGAGGAGGGACACAAAGCCAGACGGUCCUCCCCCAUCAGGAAUAGAAUGGAAAGAUCCCACUCCGUCAUGGAUGAACGAGUAUGUUACAGCGAGAAAGUGCGAAUCAACAGACAUUUGCAUCGAACCAACAGCAUCAAGGAGUCUAGUUCCCGCACCAGCCUCUACAAAGACUCCUCCUCCUCCUCCUCCCGCGCCUCCUACUGCAGUCCCAGCCCGAGUCUCGCCCGCCGGUGGAGCUCCAGGGAGGUCCUAUACGGCAACAGUAUGGACUCUCCGUCGUCUUUCGCGUCCUCCUCCUGUUGGGGUGGCAGUAGUAGCAGUCUGUACGGCGCCGGGCUCUCCUCCACUGGCGUGUCUUCAGGGCUCUCGUCAGGAUACACGUCAGGGCACGGGUGGGCGUCUCCUCUCAGCUUCCUGCGUGAUGAUGUGAGGGGAAGGCUCUCUUCAUCCUCGUCCUGUGCCGCCGCUGCCUCAUCCGCCUCCUCGUAUUAUGGUGGUGGAGUCAGAUAUAGAGAAAGGAGCGUUAGUAGAGCAAGGCCCACCUCCCUUUACACAACCAGCGACGCUUGGGGCUCUCUCAUGGACCUCCACUCUCCCACGCGACAGUUCAACAUUGCCGACACUUUUUCGUCAGCCUCUUUAGCUUAUGUGCCUACGAAGCGACCUAGUAAGAAGUACAGAGCCCCACAGCCCCCUUGCAGGACUGCCUGACCCACACCUGCCCACACCUGUCACGGAGAAAGGAAGGAAAGGAAGGAAGGAAGGAAGGAAGGAAGGAAGGAAAGGUGUAUAUGUAAGAGAAUUUGUAUAUAAGAAAAACUGAAGGAAGAAGAAUGAAAGAAGUUAUUUGGGUUAGUUUGCAUUGAAAGAAGGAAGGAAGGAAGGAAGGAAGGAAGGA